UCCACAAUUUGGCGUGUUUGGUUUGAAGCUCAAACUAUGGAUUCUCUCUGAUUUUCUUAUUAAAGAAUAUUGCUAGUUUCAUAACAUAGUGUGGUUGAAUACGCAAACUGUAAUAUCUUGGUCCGUGGCGAUCGUGCGACAAGAAGUCAGCCCAUGAGUCACAGUCGGAACCCCCCUCAACGGGGUCAAGGGGCAGCCCGCGCCAGACAGAUGGGGCUGCUCCUUGACCUAUCCCCAGAUGGAGCAUUGGAUGAUGGAGGAAAUGAGGAAGAGCUUGAGGCAGAGCUUCUGGCUCUGAUGGGUGGAGGAGGGGGGAGGACACCAGGGAAGAAAGGUGGAGGCAGAGCUCCUGUUCCUAUGGCCGAAAUAGAGAAAAUGGCAGCUCUAUGUAUGAAAGACCUGGAUGAUGAAGAAGUAGGAGAUGAAGAUUUAGAUGAUGAUGAAGACUUGCUGGCAGAGCUAAAUGAAGUUUUAGAGGAUAAUGAGGAGGAAACUUCAAACCCUCUUCAUCCUGCCAUUGCCCCAAGUUCCAACGUCGAGCCCCAUUCUACUCCUAUUACUCCUAGUGGUUCUUCUGGACUGGAGUCCCGUCUUGUUGAACGCAUUGAUAUGUAUCAGACAGCUAUUGCCAAUGCUAAGGCUACAGGGGAGUCCAGUAAAGCUCGAAGAUAUGAUCGUGCACUAAAGACUUUGCAGUCGAUGUUGACAUCUGUCAAAAAAGGGAAGGCAAUCAAUGAGGAGGAGAUCCCGCCUCCUGUUGCUACUGGUAGAAGGCCCAGCCUUACAUCUCAGCCGGAACCAAUCAAGGAAUGGGAACUGCCAGCCCCAGCACUGAUGCCCUCCCUUCCCACCAAUCAGAAACCUUUGAGGGAGGCACCACCCGCAGCCCAUAAUGCUAAACCCCACCAUCUGACCCCACCACAGAAGCCUGCUCCUGCCAUUACCCCUGACACACCUGCCAUAUCGCCCCUCACCCCUUGCCAGCCUAAUGCACAGCAAUCAGAUGUUAAACAGACAGUGCUGUCCAGACAGAGGGAGUACAAGAUAUCUGCCAUUCAGGCCAAACAGGGUGGAAACUAUGAAUUGGCCAAGCAGCAAUACCUCAUUGCCAAGAAAAUGGACCCACUGGUGGAGGCAUUGGACAGAGGAGAGCCAGUGGACCUCAGUUCCCUUCCACCCCCUCCUGGAGAUGCAGUAGUAGAGUGCUCUUCUCCACCUUCCCAAGUCUCCUCUAGACCUGCUCCCCAGGCUGCUCCUGCCUCUGCUUCAACCCAGGUAACCAAUGCCGACCUGCCCGUCCCUGGCAGCAUAGCAGAGGCCCUGCAGCAGAGAAUGGAGAAAUACAAGACAGCAGCAGAGGGAGCCAAGAGCAAAGGAGAUGACCGCAAGGCCCGCAUGCACCAGCGCAUUGUCAAACAAUACCAGGAUGCCAUCAAAGCUCACAAAGCUGGACGGCCAGUCAAUUUGUCUGAACUGCCUGUGCCCCCAGGCUGUCCCCCACUCCAAGGAUCAGAGGGUAGUCAGCAAAACUUCAUGGGUGUCCUAGAAACAGCCAUGAAACUAGCCAAUCAGGAUGCAGAAGGAGAAGAGGAAGAUGAUAAUGGGCUUGGAGAGGCUGCCAAACCUCCAGUGCGUCUGCAAGCUCAAAAAGCUAAAGCUGCAGUUCCUUCGGUCUCUGGAAGCUCCUCUGCUCCCAGUCAAGUGUCCAAACUUGGACCUAAAGCCAAGCAGCAGCUUGAUUUCUUGUUGCUACGGCGGCAGGCGUUUGUGCGCGCAGCUCUGCGCUCCAAGCAAAUGAAGGACAUGGCUGGAGCAGCACAGCACCUCAGACAAGCGAAGGGACUAGAGCCCAUGAUCAGCGCUGCGAAGUCUGGCCUGCCAGUGGAUAUCUCCAGGGUUCCCAGUGCUCCUGUCAGUGAGGAGGACUACUCCCUGUCUCGAUCACGUGCCUCCCCUCUCUCCCCUCGCUCCAGUGAGCAGUAUCACCAACUCAUGGAGCUCCUACGACAGCAGCAUGAGAAAUGUCUAGGCUACUCUCAACAAUUCACACACAUGGGAAAUUUGGCUGAGACCACAAAGUUUGAGAAGCUAGCUGAGGAGUGUAUGAAGAAUAUCGAGAUAUUGAAGAAAGCCCAUACCAAGGGCCUUCCUGUUCCCAAGUGCCGCACUGAGGAGAGGACAUUCAACACUGUCAAGAUUUUCCCCAACCUAACAGCAAAUGACAUGAUGCUGUAUAUCAUCAGGGGUAUUAAUCUACCGACUCCCUCAGGUGUCUCCCCCAGUGAUCUGGAUGCCAGUGUGAAGUUUGAGUUUCCUUUUCCUAGUGUGGAAGAGGCCCAGAGGGAUAAAACUGGCACUGUAAAGAACACCAACAGUCCAGAGUUUAAGGAGCAGUUCAAACUGAACAUCAACCGUGCCCACCGUGGCUUCAAGCGGGUGGUCCAAUCCAAAGGCAUUAAGUUUGAAAUUAUCCACAAGGGGGGUCUGUUUAAGACCGACAAGGUAGUGGGUAAUGCACAACUGAAGCUGGAGACUCUGGAAAACCAGUGUGAGAUCAGAGAGAUUUUAGAGGUGUUGGAUGGGCGUAAAGCCACAGGGGGCAAGCUGGAGGUGAAGGUGAAGAUCAGAGAGCCUCUGGGACGAGUUCAGCUCCAGACAGUCACAGAGAAAUGGCUGGUCCUUGAACCCCUGUCCUCUCCCUCUCCCCCAGAUAGACAAAAGGAACGGGCCCCAUCUCCACAGAUGAAACCCAGGAAUGAAGCAAGCAACAGGAGCAGUCAUCCCAGCCACUCCCCCCCACAGUACAAGCUCCAUAGCUUCAGCCUCCUGCAUUAUGACAAGGAGAAAUUUGAGAGGAAGAUUGCUGAAUACAGGAAGAACCGACGGGAUCCCCCUUCCGACCUCAUCCAUCAACAUAAAGAGGUCACACACAGACUGCAGUGGCAGAAAGCACAGCUAGAAAGAGGUUCUCCUGUUCUACUGGCAGAAUAUGAGAAUGUGCUGCGGCGUUUUGCACAUGGACUUGCUGACUCUGUGAAAAAAUUUUCUAGCCAAGGUAACAGGGAUGCUGCCAAGGAUGCGCUGGGCAGAUUGAAGUUGGUAGAGAAUGAGCUGGAAUCUCUGAAAAGACGACGCACUGUAUAGGAGAAGAGAAGAUUGAAAAAGGGAGUGACAAUUGAAGUACUGUUAUAUCACUACAGACAUAAGUGUGUGUGCAGUCAUGCAAAUACACACAUAAACAAUGCCGUCCUUAAGCACCUUUAGCAUGAUGACACUCCAGUAUGGCUCCAUAAUGAGUAAGAACCCUUGUGAUUCUGUCAAGAUAAAUACAGUAGAUAUAAGAACCAUUGCCAUUUCUGUUUAGAGCUCUGAUGUGAUCAUUUUGCAAACUAGUAACUACAAAAGGACCCAUUCAUGGACACUAACAUUAAAACAUUAUAGACGGAGGUUUAUUUGCAUUCACAAAAAAGACAAAAACUCAACAGAAAACUGCUUUCACUGUAUUUCUUUGAGCAUUUACUCUGAUAUUUUAUUAUCAUUUUCCUUCUUUCUGUGUUUCUUUUGAAAAGUUUUUCCUCUGGUGUCUGAAAGAAAAGUGAUUGAGAGAAAAAAGGAAAGAAAGAAAGAACAAAUGAAAGAAAAGUGUGUAACCCAUAGACUAAAGUGUCUUUAACUCUUUACCAUAUUGUGUGUAUAAUGAGCUUUAAUCUGUCUGCUUCAGUAUUCCCAGAUUACAGUAAUCUGCAGCAUUUGGAGUGGUGUGAUAGAGGAAUAAAAUGGGGCUCUGGGGUGCCGCAGCUGCUGCAUCCCAUAAUGAGGGAUUAGUGUCACCAAGGAGACAAUUCAUUCAGAGAGCCACAUACAGGGUUGGUGAUGUGGGGUGGUGAAGGAGGAUAUACACCAUGUUGGGAAUUUGGCACAAGAUUAGCUUUAGAAAUGUACCUCUUCUUCUUCUUCUUCUUCUUCUUCUUCCUGUUUAACCAUUCUUCUGUGUUGUCCUCUUCAUAUCUGCCCUCUUUAAACUAACAGUCAUCUCCCGCAUGUAUUUGGUGGUUCACUAGUCUACUGUCAAAAGACUAUCAGGCUGUUGCUCUUGACUUCCUUGUAAAUCUUAAGCAGACAAGUCAAUCAGAGAAAAUAAUUGCUUAAGAUGUGCAAUAUUUACUUUUCUACUGUAACAAAUCAAGAAGAGCGAAGGUGUACAACAGUGAAGGCUGUAUCGUAUACAUGUCAUUAUGGGGAGUGGUAAACAAAGGACAGCACAAUGGACUGCUGACUAGUCUACUCAGAUAGACAAACAUGCAUGGCUGAGGUUGGAUGUGUUCACAUUUUGUAUUCUUGUUUGUGAAGAAUUUUGCAUCCCAUAGUGGACAUCAUCCAAAUGCUUCCAGCAAAACUUUCUAAGAGUUGAAUGCUGGUUUACAGAUAAUGACAUGUUGGAAUGAAUAAUGUGCAUCGCUGUAAUAUUGCAAGAUGAAAAAAAAAUCCCUUAAAUAUAGCGUUGCAAAGGAAGUGACUGAUGUUUACUAUGGUGCAAACAAUUCCUGCAGCUAGAUAAUGUGCAGCCCUCCAAUAAUAACAUGAAAAGAGACAAAUUUUCUCAUUUUGGGAUCAGUGUGGAUCCUUUGUAACUGAGCCUUAAAAGUUAAAUUUUUGACCUUUCUCUUCAUUUGUGAGUGUUGACUCUGUCAGCAGUUUCUGGGUCAGAUAUAAGGGCCUCAUCUAAUCCAAACCCUGUGCCACUGCAUUGGUAGAUACAUUUGGUUAAUCCUAGUUAAAGCAGGCCUGAUAUGGGAUCUCUAUAGUCUGUAGUUAUCCUUCCAAACACCCCCCUCCCUUUUAUUCUUCUCUGAGGGGACAUCUACUCGGUUUUUGUGAGCAGUUUAUUCUAAGUAUAUUUUUGACCUGCUGGUUGUGAAAUUUGAGUAAGUGCAGAGGACACACUGAUCUAAAUCUCUACCAACAGAGACCGAUAUGUCAAGUGGCCCUUAACUUUAAUCUACAUCUAGAAUGACAGAGAGAGACAGACUGUCAUUUCUUUGCUUGUUUGCUUUACUUGUGCCAGUACAGAUUGUUGAAUGCCAUCAAGAGCCACUGUCAGACUCUGAUUUAACUAACCGUGGGUUGCAAUGUGGCUGUGUGUUUUUAAUGGGGUCUGUGUGCAUGCAUCUGCCUCCUAAGUGCCCUUUUCUUUCACUCCAAGUUGUCUCUCCCACCGAGGGCAGCAACUUUAACCCUAAACUCACACACGCGCGUGCGCGCGCGCACACACACACACACGCGCGCGCACACAUUCCGAAAAAGAAAAGUCAGCCCAUAGUAAGCUUGUGGUCUUUGAGACAGUGCUAUUGCUUUGGCUCAUCUGCAUUCUGUGAGGUAUUUGGGUGAUCAGGACAGGCACAUGGAGUGAUUGCUAGUUAGUCUUGGUGGUGGCAGCUCAGAUUCCUCUCCAUCACUCACACACACACACACACACACACACACCUUUCUGUUUCCGCUGUCUUUAUUUUGAUCUUUUUCUUUCCAUCUUAUUAUCUUUUUCUCCUCUGUGAGCAAAUCACAAUCCACAUUAAGGGAAAAGUAGGAUGGCUUGUCUUUACUUUUUGACAUCACUUUCAGUAGUGUAUUUAUUCGUGAGUGUCGGUAACCGUUUUUGGGACUAUUACAUUUUCAUCUGUUAUGUCAUAAUGGCAAUCAGUAAAUAAGUAUAAAUUUGUGAAUAUAAAAUACAGCAUCUAUUCUAUUUUUAAUGGGGAAAUGUAAUUUGUGUGUCUGUGGAAAUGCAUAAAAGCCUCAUAGCAUAGGCUUUCUUUUUUUGUCGUGGGAAUUUCA
Messenger RNA from Lampris incognitus (smalleye Pacific opah), 5832 nucleotides. It is a transcript of the gene cc2d1a, whose product is annotated as coiled-coil and C2 domain containing 1A. Gene Ontology annotation, cellular component: nucleus. The coding region runs from base 154 to 3144 and encodes 996 amino acids. Lineage: Eukaryota; Metazoa; Chordata; Actinopteri; Lampriformes; Lampridae. Gene Ontology annotation, molecular function: RNA polymerase II cis-regulatory region sequence-specific DNA binding; DNA-binding transcription repressor activity, RNA polymerase II-specific. The record is from RefSeq and is a predicted model, not a curated record. The transcript has 28 exons. Gene Ontology annotation, biological process: regulation of transcription by RNA polymerase II.